UUGUUCACCCUCUCUUAGUUGUCUCGGAGGGGCUCCAUUAAAUGCGUCUGUAAACUUCUUUUCUCUCCACCGAGCUCAACACUCAGUCAAUCACUCGAACACUGAUCAAUCAUCAAUUGCGUCGUGUUCGGGGUGCCAACUCUUUUUGACUGGUUCGGCUCUGCCUAUUUCAUGUAAUAGAACUACUUUGCUUCAUAGUUCGCAGAAUCAGAAACUCCAAAUGCUCCUUUGAAAAAUCACUUCGCAAAAUCGAGAUCAUGGCGCACCGCAUUCGGACCAUCUGCUGCGCAAUGAUCGACGCAUCGGUUUGUUAGCUUUUUAAGUAGAAGUUGUAUUUUCAACCGCCGUGAAGAAAUAAGUAAACUAAGAUACUAAAGGAUAAAAACGAACGAAAAUGAUGACGAUGAGAAGAAGUCUCGCUUGCUGCACCCGGGACAGACGGGUCAGCUUCGAUUUUGAUGAGCAAGAUGGAAUAACGACUUAUAAUGGCCUUGAGAGUUGUAUUCUCAAUAAUCAAUCUUUUGAGAGUGAAAAUAGAACAAGCAGAGGUGAAGGGUGUGUCACAGACUCUUUGGAUGAUGAGGAGUCAAGCUGUUCUUCUAGCAAAGAUGCCUAUGGAUCAUGUUCUUCUAAAUGGAUGACUGGGAAGAGGGAUGAUCAAGGUUCAGAUGACUGGGAAAUCUCUGAAAGUCCCCAACAUUUUUAUGUCAAAGAAAAACGUUCUUAUGUCAUUCGACAUUCAGAUAUUGAGACAAUGAAAGAAAAAUUUGCAAAGCUGUUAUUGGGUGAAGAUGUUACUGGGGGACGUAUGGGUGUCACCAGUGCAUUAGCAUUGUCAAAUGCCAUAACCAAUCUUGCUGCCUCCGUCUUUGGGGAGUUGUGGAAAUUGGAGCCACUGCCAGAAGAAAGGAGAAGCAAAUGGCAAAGAGAGAUGGACUGGUUGCUCUCUCCAACAAACUAUAUGGUUGAGUUAGUUCCUGCAAAGCAAAAUGCUGGCAAUGGCCGAACCUUAGAGAUAAUGACUCCCAAGCCUCGUACAGACAUCCACAUAAAUCUUCCGGCACUUCAAAAGUUGGACUCAAUGCUUAUUGAGACGUUGGAUUCCAUGGUGAAUACGGAGUUUUGGUACGAAGAAGUAGGUAGCAGUGCAGAAGGAAGAAACAAGAGUACUAGAGAGAGCAAGAGAUGGCAGCUCCCAUUGCCCCAAGUACCAGCGACUGGGAUCUCUGACAUGGAGAGGAAAAAAUUAUUGUCUCAAGCUAAGGUGGUAUAUCAAGUAUUCAAGGCUGCUAAAUCCAUCAAUGAGAAUGUUUUGCUUGAAAUGCCUUUGCCUAGUUUUAUCAGGGAUGCACUUCCCAAGUCUGGAAAGGCAAGUCUUGGUGAGGAAUUGUACAAGGUCUUGACCGAAGAAUCAAGCUGCAUUGCGGAAAUGCCAAAUUUACUGAAUUUAAAAUCUGAACAUAGUGUGCUCGAGGCCAUCAACAGGUUAGAAGCUGCACUGUUUGCUUGGAAAGAAAGAAUUACAGAUCAAGUAACUGGUAAAUCACCUGUCCGCACAUCAUGGUCCUUCAUUAAAGAUCCCUUAUCUGAGCUGGACAAGACAGAGUUACUAUUGGAACGAGCCGAAGCCCUUAUACAGUAUCUCAAGACCAAAUAUCCUAACCUUCCUCAAGCUUUUCUUGAGGCCACAAAAAUCCAAUAUGGCCAGGAUGUUGGGCAUUCAAUACUCGAAGCAUACUCUCGAGUUCUCGGAAACUUGGCAUUCGGCAUACUGUUGAGGAUUGGAGAUAUUCUGCAAGAGGAUGCUCUGAGCAAUCCCAAUUCACCUGUGGCAAAAUAUUAUCUUCCAGGAUCAAAAACAAAUGCAGCAGACUUAGAGAUGCCGUGGCUUAGUCUAUGCGUAAGGCACUUGCACGUCGAUCAGAUGAACAUGGUAGAUGGAAAAUUGCAUGGUUUUGAUGCAAGUAGUCAUAAUUCUUCAGAAUUUUCAUCCAAUGAAGCCAAAACAAACUCCCAGAGUGCUUCACCAAGUUUGAGUCGAGUUUGGUGUAUCAGUAAAGAGGCUUGUAUAGGUUCGUCCCCCCGAAAUUCUCCUUGAUUAAGAAGAGUGAGCUGCUGUAAUAGUGCCUCUUUUUUGUAAAUGCUAUGACCAUAUAUUAUUCUUAGUGAGUACAGAUACAACUAAUAUUUGUGGCUUGCCUUAGAGAGUAGAUAUGUUACUGGAAAAGUAAUAAUUUAUGCGUUUCUCUGUGGUUAUAAUA
Mangifera indica (mango) is the source of this 2261-nucleotide messenger RNA. RefSeq names its product rop guanine nucleotide exchange factor 14-like. The transcript is spliced from 9 exons. Gene Ontology annotation, molecular function: guanyl-nucleotide exchange factor activity. The record is from RefSeq and is a predicted model, not a curated record. NCBI's taxonomy places the organism in Eukaryota, Viridiplantae, Streptophyta, Magnoliopsida, Sapindales, Anacardiaceae. Bases 395 to 2098 code for a protein of 567 amino acids.